Dioszegia hungarica is the source of this 2409-nucleotide messenger RNA. RefSeq lists its product as uncharacterized. The transcript has 10 exons. The record is from RefSeq and is a predicted model, not a curated record. Gene Ontology annotation, cellular component: nucleus. The coding region runs from base 1 to 2409 and encodes 802 amino acids. Gene Ontology annotation, molecular function: DNA binding; zinc ion binding; DNA-binding transcription factor activity, RNA polymerase II-specific. Lineage: Eukaryota; Fungi; Basidiomycota; Tremellomycetes; Tremellales; Bulleribasidiaceae. Gene Ontology annotation, biological process: regulation of DNA-templated transcription; DNA-templated transcription.
AUGUCCAGCGUCAGCGACGAAGCGCAGCGAGAGGCACUCCAGGCCGACCUGGCCUACCUCGACGUAUUGCCCCGGGACGGAGAGGGGUCCGUCGGGGACACGGAUGCAGCUUUAAACAGCUUGUUUGCGGCGGAAGACCUGCAGCAGUUUGCGGUCAGUGUAGGCGAAGGGGAGGAUGGAGACGGGGAUAAGCAGGGGCAAGGCGAGGGCGAAGGGCAAGACCUGGAGAUUGAUCCGGUUCUGACGAUAGCGGAGGCGGCUGCUCAGGCCGAUGCUCAGCUUCGGGCGGAGGACGAAGCGAUGGCGGAAGCGGGAGUCGAAGACACCUCUGCCGCAGCUGCGGCCGCGGUCGGGGUCGAGCCCGAAGCGGAGCCCGAAUCGACCGAGCCCCCGCCCAAACGGAGAGCGACCAGCCGAAUCAACAUGCUGGCGCGAGGCGCAGCGUGCGACUACUGCAAGCGCCGCAAGCUCAAGUGUUCGGCGGAACAUCCGAGCUGUGCGGUGUGUAAGCGGCAAGACAGGCCGUGUGUCUAUCUUCAGAAACCGCAAAAGUCGCGGGUCAAGGUAUUGGAGGAUAGGCUGGCGGAGCUGGAGAAGAAGCUCGGGAGCAGCGCUGCGGAGGGUGGGGAGACGGCGCCGGCAUCCCCUCAGCCUCAUGUCCAGGCGCAGGCGGGUCCAUCAGGAUCGACGCACACCCCGAGCUCGUAUCCUGGAACGAUCUACGCUCUCGACCCGGCCACUGGGAGUACGGGCUCAACCUUCAUCUCGCCCCUCGCUCCCCCGCCGGAGGGAGACGAGGGCGAUCCCGAGGGCUUCACCUACUCGGACGGACUCGAUAUCGGCUUUAACCUCGACAUGCUCACGGGCAAAGACGAAGAGCCGGACCUCAUGACCCUCGCGGACGCGGCGACGCAUGACCGAAUCGAGGCGGGUGGAAAGUACCCAUGGGUCGGGAUGGGCGCUGAGCAGAUCGCAAGAGAGAUCCUGGCUGCUGUGGGCGGAAGCAAAGGUGUUGGCGAGAAGAUCGUCUUGUUCCUACUCCAAGCGUACAUCAGCCCCCGUAACCCGCAAACCAGCCUCGCGAUCCUCGACCCAUCCACUAUCCUCUCCCGCCUCAACCCUCGCUCUUCAUCACCCCUCCACCCCGCUCUCAUCCUAUCCAUCAUCAUCCUCGUCCUCCCUCUCCUUCCCAGUUCCGCCCUUCCCCCUUCUGCCCCUACCGCCAUUGCUACAGCCCUCCUCAGUCCCGCACGCACCUACUCCGCCCAAGCCUACUCCACCGGCGACCACCGCCUCCUCGACGUUGUCGCUGCGCAAGCGAUCCGCGCGAUUGCAUUCUUCCAGGAAGGUCGGUUCCUGGAUGGAUGGGCGGAGACGAGUGGGUCGGCCGCUCUGGCGUGGGCGUGUGGACUGGGCAAGCUGGGAGGGGUGGGACAGAGGUUUCUGGACCCUGAAGAAAGGGGAGAGGGGUGGGAGGAGAGAUGCAAGCGGGAAGAAAAGCUCAGGGAGUGGAGGUAUAAGGGGGUGGUGGUCCAGCCGCCGAAGGAUAGAAAGGAGUAUGCGGAGAGGGUCAGGCUGUUUUGGGCGAUCUAUAUGCUCGAUCGGGGUGCCGCUGUUGGGUGGGGAUGGCCAUCAUCCUUCAACGAUGAUGAGAUUACCACACCCUUCCCACUUGAGUCGUAUGAUACCUCUGAGAGCCUUCGGAACAUGUCCACGCUCAAAGACUUCCUCAGCUCCGAUGUCCAGUCAGGGCAGGAUGACUCGGUGUUCUGCACCCAGCUCAAGGCGUUCACGCUCCUGUACAAGGCAACCAGGCUGUUCGAUAACGACUCGGCCACUCCCGAAGAGACUCGCAAUAUCUUGUCCAUAGCGCAGCAGUACAGCUCGUCCAUGACCCCCGUCUCCCGUCAGGGCAGUGGGGAGUGGGGGAUCAAGCAGGGGCCUGUCAAUGCCAAUUGGAUGACACUGCACGCGGUCAUGUUGCUCAUUCACGGCAAAGAAGCGGUCGACGCGUCUUGCGCCGACGACACUGCGGCUGAAGUUCAUGCGCUACAGAGCUGUAUAGCGGCGAGUCGGAAGGUCGUGGACUGUGUGGAGCUCGCAAGGGACAUGGGGGACUUUGCGUUCGAAGGCUACGAUCUCACUUGUGCGACAGUAUGGUCCAUCGUCGGUCGAUCGGCCUAUAAACUCGAAAUGCGACUUAGGGUUGAACAUGCCCUGAGAGAAAAGAUGGGGAUGGGGUCGAUGGAGGAGAGUAGGGAGGUGGGUGAUAAGUUGUUGGAAGCGCUUAGGGUCAUGGGGAAGAGGAUACCUUAUGCGGCAACUUGUGCGCAGAUCUUGGAGAAUAUCAGUUUGGGCGUCGAAGGUAAAGUUGGGGAAUGGGUCAGGCCGGAUUGGACCCGACCUUGA